CCGAAGGAUACUUUUUCUCUGUUUCUAACUUGAAGUUCAAAGCUUUAUAACACAAAAAGCGCUUCAAAAAAGUGAAAAAGUCUCUUAAAAAUAAAAAAGAAUGGCAAACUCUCUUUGUUUCACUUCUGUUUGUUCCUUCAACUCUCCCAGUAAACCAGGGAUAAUUAUUGAUAAUUCCUAUCCGAGGAAGGUUCUUCGGGUAAGUGAAGUGUUUAAGAGCUCCAGGAGUGCCAGAAUUCAAUCUUUAGAGGCUAAGGUUGCAAAUAACAAUCAAAGUGCUAAACCAAAUAGUAUUGUCUGCGCUGAUUGUGAUGGAAAUGGUGCCAAACAGUGUACUCAAUGCAAAGGUACUGGAGUUAAUUCUGUUGAUCACUUCAAUGGACAAUUUAAAGCUGGUGGGCUGUGUUGGCUUUGCAGGGGGAAAAGGGAGAUUUUAUGUGGGAAUUGCAAUGGAGCUGGCUUUAUUGGGGGAUUUAUGAGCACAUUUGAUGAAUGAUGUAAAAGCCCAAUUUUGGUUUGUGUUUGUCUUCAAGGAUAUGCACUAUAGACCAUCUUUUGUAAUUUUGUUUUGCUUCUUAGAUAAAAGAAAUACCUUUGUUUCAGUUAUAAGGUCGUUCUUUCGGAAAUGGUUCAAGUACCUGUGACCAUACCUAAACUGUAGCACCUGCUGUAUGGCAUGCAGAACUUUAAUGUUUUCCUUACCAAAAGUUUUC
This is a messenger RNA of Theobroma cacao (cacao), 713 nucleotides long. RefSeq names its product DnaJ/Hsp40 cysteine-rich domain superfamily protein. Lineage: Eukaryota; Viridiplantae; Streptophyta; Magnoliopsida; Malvales; Malvaceae. Gene Ontology annotation, molecular function: protein folding chaperone. Gene Ontology annotation, cellular component: protein folding chaperone complex; chloroplast stroma. The record is from RefSeq and is a predicted model, not a curated record.